Messenger RNA from Micropterus salmoides (largemouth bass), 1973 nucleotides. RefSeq names its product sphingosine-1-phosphate receptor 4 (gene s1pr4). The record is from RefSeq and is a predicted model, not a curated record. Gene Ontology annotation, cellular component: membrane. The transcript is spliced from 2 exons. Gene Ontology annotation, biological process: G protein-coupled receptor signaling pathway. The coding region runs from base 292 to 1536 and encodes 414 amino acids. NCBI's taxonomy places the organism in Eukaryota, Metazoa, Chordata, Actinopteri, Centrarchiformes, Centrarchidae. Gene Ontology annotation, molecular function: sphingosine-1-phosphate receptor activity.
GUUUUUUGGGUGUGGUGUGUGACUACUAACCUUUUUUGGCUUACUUCCCCAUCAAAAAUGCACUGCAAAAGUAUCUGUAGUCAGCGGCAACUACGCUGUCUUGUCACACACUCAGCAUCACCUCCAGCAGCCAGGGUGUGUGUUGUGCAAAGGCAGAGCUCCAGUGGUUAGAGUGUGACGAUAGCCUGUUUGAUCGCAGGAGUUCCACACUAAUUCCCGUGCAGCUCGUACCAGCUCGCUCCGGCCUGUUACCACCACACAGCCUUGAUCUUGACCAACCCAGCUGUUGCCAUGAGUGUCUUCUCCUCCCUUACUUCCUCCUCCUCAUGCCCGGACCUGUACCACUUACCCAGUUACCCUAGCAACACCAACAUUUCAGAUGAGACCACUAAUGCCACUGAGAUCAGCCAUGUGAUCCUGCGGCAUUACAACCACACCGGCCGCCUGCUGAACAGGACCAUUUCAAACACCCAAGGCCACAUCAGUGCCUCCACGGCCGUCUUGCUCUUCUUCAGUAUUUUCAUCAUCCUGGAGAAUCUCAUGGUGCUGAUGGCCGUCAUCUCUCGCAUCCGCCAUAGCCGGCGCUGGGUUUAUGUCUGCAUUGCCAACAUCACGCUGAGUGACCUGCUCACCGGCGCUGCCUACGUGGUCAACAUCUGUUUGUCUGGCAGCCAGACGUUUCGCCUCACCCCUGCUCUGUGGCUCUUCAGGGAAGGGAUGCUGUUUGUGGCCCUGGCAGCAUCCAUAUUCAGUUUGUUGCUAAUUGCUGUGGAGCGUUACACCACUAUGAUGAAACCACUGCCCCAGAAGUCAGCCAGGAAGACCUACUAUAGGAUCUAUGGCUUGGUGGCACUCUGCUGGGCUUUGGCGCUGAUAAUUGGCUUCCUCCCUUUGCUGGGCUGGAACUGUGUGUGCAGCCUGGACGGAUGCUCCACCCUCCUCCCUCUCUACUCCAAGACCUACAUCUUUUUCUCCCUUAUUAUCUUCUUCCUUAUCCUCCUGGCUAUUGGCGUGCUCUAUGGUGCCAUCUACUGCCACGUACACAAGAGUGCACAGUUGGCUCCCCUUCGCAGUCGCAAGCGCUCCCUGGCUCUGCUUAAAACUGUGAUCACCAUAGUUGGGGUCUUCAUGAUCUGCUGGGGGCCGCUGUUCCUGCUGUUGCUGGUGGAUUUCUUCUGUGCCUCACGCCAGUGUGCACUGCUGUUCAGCGCUGACUUUUGCAUUUCCCUGGCUGUCCUUAACUCCGGCCUGAACCCCAUCAUCUACGCGUUGGGCAGCAGUGAGAUGAGGAAGGCUAUUGCUGAGCUGCUAUGCUGCUGCUGUCUGAAGUCUGGCCUCUGUCACCCAGACACAUUCACAUCCAAGGAUACCAGCAGCACCUCCGAGAGCAGGAGGGACAGUCUGAGGAACAGUUUUAACAAGAUCAGGAAUCUGAGCGUGGCCUCCCCACCGUCAACUCCUAACAAGCCUCGCAGGGGACCCAAAAAAUAUAGGCUGAGCUCCACCACCAGCUGCCUGUCAGUUUCAAGUGGUUAAACCACAAAGUGCUCCCCUCCCAAGCAAACAAGACCUGUGUGCACUGAUACACAUCUAACGGUUUUCUCUGAGUUUUAGUUUGACUGUUCAGUGCUUUCUCAGCAGGCACUGAUUAUUGCACACUGUCAGAAAACAUGAAUUUAUCCUUAAGUUUGCAGUAAUAUUACAAAAAGCAGUAUUCUUUUGCAUUACAAGACUUUCAUUUUCACUUACACUUGAUCUGUUGUUACACUGUAGCCUAAUACCCAGUCAAAAAAUGUUUAUGUACGUAUAUUAAUGCAAUUUAUUUACAUAAGAUUUAAUAUGGAAAUGUAUAAUGUGUGCAAGGAAAAAAUAUGUAUAUACAUUGAAUGCAUUGGAUUGUAAAAUUUUGUAUGAGGAUGAUUUAAUGUUUAAAGACAACUGAUGAAUAUAUAAAUAAAGUUUAUUUUGCUUUA